UAUACAAUCAAAAAACUGAAAAAAUUGUUCGAUUUGUUGUUGUAAAGACUGAUCGCUGAGAGAAUCAAUAAUGGUGAAAGCUGUGAUCGGAGAAGAAACCCAACUCAAAUUGGCCGAAGAUCGCCUCAGCCAAUCCGCUGUCCCCUCUCAGGUGGGUCUUGUAAUAGGGAAGCUUAGUUCGUCGUUGGACCGGGGUUUUGUGUUCGAUUUGAUUCCAACACCUCCAAACGAUGCUGGUGAGCCAGCUUGUUCAAUUUUGGAGAGUGUCAGAGAUGACAAGAGAAAGGGAACGAAAGCAAAAUCUGCUACCGAAUCUUCAUCUUUGGUCAUCGACAAAGAUUGGGUCGUCGAACACGCUCGUCAGGUCUCGAGAAUGCUAUUAGGUGGCAUGAAGGUGGUCGGCAUCUAUAUAUGGGUCAACGAAAGCACAUUCAAGAAUUCUACCCUAAUACUCUGCCAGGCUGUGAAAGGAGUUGCAGAAGCAGCACCCUUACUCCAGACGGAUGGGGAUGGGAGACUGCUUAUUCACAUCAGUUAUAGUCCAAGGAGAUGGACAUGCCGAAAUUGCACACUGGCUUCAAAUAUUACAUCAAGCAAUCUACACCCUUGUGAUUUCAAAAUGGGACGGGUCUUAAAUUCCCUUCAAAAGUUUAGUUGCACGUACAACUUUGAUAUGAGAUUGCCAAUAUGCCGUGAGAAUGCAUCAAAUAUCAGAAGAUUGGUUGACAUCCUUCGCCAUGGAAUCUCAAGUCAUGCUAAAGAGCUUAAAGGUGCAAAGGCUUUAAUUGAUGGAAAGUUGGUGCUUGAGGAUGAACAGUUAUUAGAUGGUUUGCAUGAAGUUGAAUUUCUUCUACCUUUCAUGCAAGAUGCAUCUAUGGAAGCAUGCAGCCAAAAGGAGGUCCUUGGUGUUCUCAUCCUUAGUGGCUCCGUGUGUUCUUUUGCAUAUUUAAAUUCAAAAGAACCAUUUUCACAGGCUUUGGCUGAUAUAAAGGGGGACAUCAUCAUGAGCCUGCAAAGUAGACUAGCUGUCAUCUGUGAUGAGGCGGAUGGAGAAUCAGAUACUAUUGUUGAUGGUGGCGAGGAAGCAAGCAAUGAGAUAUCAGCUGGGAAACCUAUUCCCCAACUCGACCUGCAAUUGUUGAGAGAGAAUUGCAGUCUUUCAUUUCCUCGUAGAGUCUUUGUUCCUUGGUUGGCGGGUACAUAUAUCUGUGAUUACUUACAGCCAUCUGAGACACUUGAGGUUCUCAAAGAUCACUGUGUUGAGUUGAUGGCCAUGGAAGCUCCGACAGAUGCUUCAACAAUCCUGGAACCAGAAAUAGUAGCCCGCACUUUGUCCGCCGAAUCCUUUUGGGAUGUGGCAGUUCCCUUCUCUUCAACAUCUAGUCGGGAUUGCUCGACUUCAAAGAAGAGCAUAACUGAUACAAGCAAGGGAAGUGAGAGGAAGUCUAUGAAGUCCCCUGAUUUUAAUAUCAUGGCUGCCAUUGUAAUUCUUAUCCUUUCUAUUUUAAUAGGAUGGGUGCUGUUUGUAGUCAGGGCAUCAUAGUUUACAAGUGAAGAUUCAUCUGGGAGUUUAUUUAGUUCUUCAAUUAUUAUUAUUAUUAUUAUUAUUAUUAUUUUCUAUAAGCUCAUGUAUGUGUUCAUUUCACACUGUUAAUAAGAUUAAUAUAAAAACAAGUCUUUUCUUUCUCUGAA
This is a messenger RNA of Cornus florida, 1692 nucleotides long. RefSeq lists its product as uncharacterized. Bases 71 to 1543 code for a protein of 490 amino acids. Gene Ontology annotation, biological process: intracellular protein localization. Gene Ontology annotation, cellular component: endomembrane system. The transcript has 11 exons. The record is from RefSeq and is a predicted model, not a curated record. Lineage: Eukaryota; Viridiplantae; Streptophyta; Magnoliopsida; Cornales; Cornaceae.